AUAACUCUGCUGGAUUCGCUGUCGUUUCUCUUGCUGAAGUCCCUCCCCUAUUCUUAUCUAGCUAGAUAUUUUCCCACUUUAUAUUUCGUCACAACAUGGCGACGCACUCUGAUGCCAGGGUCGAUUUAAACCCAGAAAACAACCAGUUUGGUAGCACUUUCAUGGAGACAGCAGGGGUUUGCGGGAUUCAGGUGGCUGCCCAGGGGCUUUUGGGGAGCAGUGGCUCCCUCCCUGACCUGGACAGCCCCAGCUGUGAUGCACUGGAAGGCCUUGGAGAGUUGUCCAUUGCCUGCUGCAGCGAGGAGUCCAGAGGGGAGACCCCGGGGCGCGAGGACAGCCGUAUCGACCCGCCCGAUGGAGAGCUCGACCCUGACGGUGAAAAAACAAAGGAAAAGAAAGGUUUAGGCAAAGAGGUUCUGUUGCUAAUGCAAGCUCUGAAUGCGCUGGCAUCACCAGAGGAGAAACUGGCUGCCUUGUGCAAGAAAUACGCUGACCUGCUGGAGGAGAGCCGGAGCAUGCAGAAACAGAUGAAGGUGCUGCAGAAGAAGCAGUCUCAGAUCGUCAAGGAGAAGAUCCACCUGCAGGGCGAGCACAGCAAGGCCAUCUUGGCGCGCAGCAAGCUGGAGAGCCUGUGCAGGGAGCUGCAGAGACACAACAAGACACUGAAGGAGGAAAAUACCCAGAAGUCCCGGGAGUACGAGGAGAGGCGCAAGGAGGCCACGUUGCACUUUCAGAUGACGCUCAAUGAGAUUGAGGUCCAGAUGGAGCAGCACAACGUGCACAACAGCAAGCUGCGGCAGGAGAACGCCGAGCUGGCUGAGAAGCUGAAGAAGCUCAUCGAGCAGUACGAGCUCAGGGAGGAGCACAUAGACAAGGUAUUCAAGCACAAGGAGCUGCAGCAGCAGCUGGUGGAUGCCAAGUUGCUGAGGACCACCGAACUGAUGAGGGAGGUGGAGGAGAAGCACCAGAGGGAAAGAGAUUUUCUCCUGAAGGAAGCUACAGAGUCCAGACACAAAUGUGAGGUGAUGAAAGCGCAGGAAUCUCAGCUCAAACAGCAGCUCUCUCUGUACAUGGACAAAUUUGAGGAGUUCCAGACUACCCUUGCUAAGAGCAAUGAGGUGUUCACUACUUUCCGGCAAGAAAUGGAGAAGAUGACGAAGAAGAUCAAGAAGCUGGAGAAGGAGACGAUGCUGUGGCGUACAAAGUGGGAGAACAACAACCAGGCCCUGCUGCAGAUGGCUGAGGAGAAAACGGUGCGGGACAAGCACUACAAGGCCCUCCAGGCAAAACUGGAGAGACUGGAAAACCUGUGCAGGGCCCUACAGAGGGAGCGCAACGAUCUCAAUCAGACGCUGGAGGGCCUGCGGGGCUCCCCCGCACAGGGGGGCGGGGUGGGGGAGGGGACUGGACCCCCUGGCCUGCAGCUGGAGGACCAGCCUGACGGGCAGUCCUCCGAAGAGGAAGGGGUGGAGCCUGACAGAGACGGGGUGGGGCUACAGCCUCCUCCCCCUGAAUCAGAGGAAGACUCUGCCUCUAAUUCUGCCCAGGUACAGCCCCUUGUCAACUGAGCCAGGCCCCAAAUGGGCUAUUGUUUGGAGGUAUAUAUAUUUUUGUGUAAUGACUAAUGAUAAAGUAAGAAGAAUACUUGCAAUAGUGAAUAUAAUACUUUGCUCUGUACAUGGUAAAUAUAUAGCUUUGUGGUGAGGAUUUCAUUCUCCCGUUUUCUACAUCUGUAUUUUCUUAGGAAACUUCAUGUGGUGAAGGGCAGCUGUGAUGCUUUAGCUUUAGGUUCUUGCUUUGUACUUUUUUCUGAACUUUCCUUGCGCGUAUCUGCCUCAUUUUUAUAUAUUUUUUUCUUUCCAACUGACGAUUCCAGCUCUCGCCACUAAUAUUCAUGUGAAUUAACAUUUCAGAGGAAAUUUAAGAUCAUUUAAGAAAAAAAUAUAUAGGGCUAUAUGAAAUUAGUCUCACUUAAUCUAUUAUGUUGAUAGUAUUUUAAUGAAUUUUCGUAGCAUAGUUUGCUGAGGAUCAGUCAUACUGAACACACAGCAUAAAAUUUAAAAUAUUCAUCAGCCAUUGUUUAAAUCAAGGGGAAAGUGUAGACUCUGUCCUGGCUGUUGGGCACAACUGAAGUGUGAUGAUGGUUCACAGCUUGACUUAAAUGUUAAAUUAUCUCUGAUUUCCUCAGAACAGCCUGUACAGUACUGAUGGGAUUGUGCUGUAUCUAUAACAUUGUGUUUGGGAAACUUACGGUUUUAUAGAAUAUGUGCCAGUUAGCGUUUUGCAAGAUGCAGUCUAGGUUAGGGUCCAAAUUAAAUGUUUUACAUUCCAAAAGAUUCAGUCUUCAGUUCUCAGACGUAUCACCAUGCUAACCUUGACAGACGUUAGCAUCUCAGUGUAGUGUCAUGGGCCUUGGUAUAUUCCAUUAUUUGUUUCCUCUCUUAAACUAAGUUGACUAAAAUUCUUUAUUUCUUUUGGCUUCUGCCUUCUCAUGUCUUUAAUCCUUUAUAUUGAAGAUACAGAAUGUGAUUUUUUUUUAACUUUGAAAUGCACACAAAUAAAAUGUAUCUAAUUCA
Messenger RNA from Anguilla rostrata (American eel), 2576 nucleotides. It is a transcript of the gene txlng, whose product is annotated as taxilin gamma. Gene Ontology annotation, molecular function: syntaxin binding. The record is from RefSeq and is a predicted model, not a curated record. The transcript has 10 exons. Lineage: Eukaryota; Metazoa; Chordata; Actinopteri; Anguilliformes; Anguillidae. Gene Ontology annotation, biological process: regulation of cell cycle. The coding region runs from base 96 to 1568 and encodes 490 amino acids.